GGUGCAGCCGAUAGUUCUAGCCAUCUUCUAUCGCCUUUUGUCGGUGUCGUCGGUGUAUUUAUUGCAAAAAGAAACGAAGCUAUCACUUUAGAUGCCGCAGUAGCCUCACUCCAGGCUGUGCCAGUACUCUGACCACACAUUAAGCAGCCGGAAGAGAGAUACAAGCGAUGACCAGGACGUGAGAGCAGCUGAUUUGCGAACCGGCCCUCCAUAUUCCACUCACUUGUUGUUGUUGCUCGGAUCUGCACGUCGAGACCCGACGGAAUAUACAUAUGUUUUCUGGCCAAAAGCAGCGCAUCAAAUCACUGUGACGACUGCACAAAUAGCAGCUCCAUUAGCUUACGCAAGCAAUUCGCCGGUGGAGGUGGUUUCGAUGAUCGGUCACUGAGACCGCUGUCCAGAAGAUUGGUCGUCCAGACAGACAGAAGAGUCACCCAGCGAACAUGCUGCUCGUCCUGCUUUCCGUUUUCCUGAUGGCCACGGCCUCAACGGCCGGGGACUCGCUUCAACGUAGCCGGCGAGCCGCCAUCGACGUGGAUAACGCGAAAGACAUGCACAGCAUUAUUGACUUUGCCGAGUGCCAGAAUCUCAAGAAACUCUGCACGCACCAAAAGUCCACCGACAACCUGUCUAUGCUGGAGUGCGCCCUGACCUUUAGCUCCAGCCAGUUGGAGGAACUCCCGGAGAGCUGCCAGAACGCUCUGUGGCUGCAGCAGCGCCAGUUGCAGUUGCCCGCCUGGUUGGAGAGCACAUUCCUGCCAGCCUAUUGUCCCGCCGAGCGUUCCAAGCUUGAGAGCUGUCUGAACGCAGUGCACCUGUGGAGCUGCCUGGAGCAGCAGCGAUUAAAGCUACCCCAGAACAACGCCUGCCAUAAGCACCUUCGAAGGGCCUACGAGUCUUUGGGGCAGGACUACAGCGCCGUGGAUGAAUUUUACACCGCCUGCGGACCGCUCGUGGAGGAGAACAAGUGCGGCCGGUUGAAUAUUGACCACCUGCCAUCCGUGCUGUCGCAGCUGGGCACGGUACAAUGCCUGCAGGAGAGUGCCACCAAGACCGGCAUAGAGCCAGUUUGCCAAGCAGCCAUCAAUUCCAUUGAGCUACAGCGCGGUAUGCUGGAGCUCUUUCGUGUCUGCCAAGAGGAUUUCUCAGCCCUGUGUUCGCAGGAAAAGUCCGGCACUGCUGCCGGUUUCAAGUGCCUAGUGCGGCACAAGAACCACCCCUCGAUGUCGCCCCAGUGUUCCGCGCAAAUAACAUUGAGGGACCAGCAAAUGGGCCGCGACUACCGCGUAUCCCACGGUCUGGCAAAGGCUUGUAAGGACGACAUCAAAUUGUACCACUGCCGACGCGGCGUCUCUGAAGAUAAGCACGUGCGGUUGGCUCAGAUCCUGCUCUGCCUGGAGUCGGUGUCCAAGAACGGGACCAAGCUGGCGCCCGCUUGUCUUACUGAGCUAACAGAUCACCGGCGCAUGCUGAUGACCGAUUACCAGCUGUCCCCGGAGCUGCUCAACGACUGUGCUGAUGACAUACCCAAGUUCUGUCCGGACGAGCACAAGGCGCAGUUGGUGAAUGGCAUGACAAGUACAGGUGGCGAGAUCAUUCAUUGCCUGCUGGAGCACGUCAAGGCUAGACGUCAGCAAAGACGGGUGACGGCACAAUGCCAGCGUGGAUUGGAGACUCUGAUUAAGGCCAGCGAUGCUGGCGAGGACUGGCGAGUCGAUCCGGUGCUUAGACGCGCGUGCAAACCAGUGGUGGAUGUGGCCUGCAAGAAUGUGCAGGGGGGAGACGCACGAGUCAUGGGCUGUCUGAUGGAACACAUUGGCACCCCAGUUAUGCUGCCCGAUUGCGAGCAGGCACUUCUUAUUAUUGAGUAUUUCGUGGCUAGAGAUUUCAAGUUGGAUCCCCAGUUGUACAAACACUGCCGUGAUGACGCAGUAAAGUACUGCCGUGCUAAGAGACAAUGGGAUGAUGCGCAGAAUAUACAAAUGGAUCCAGAAAGGGGACCCAUGAUCCUGCCCUGCCUACACCGUAUGGCCUUCAGCGAGGACAAGCACCAGACUUUGGCGAAGGACUGUUUUAAAGAAGUCAAACGAGUGAUGAGACAACGCGCAAUAUCUAUGGACUUGAUUCCCGAGGUAGAGGAUUACUGCCUGAACGAUCUUUCUGCGUUUUGCGCGGACUGCACUGAGAAGGGAAGUGAAAUGGAGUGCCUGCAAAAGAACAUGGACCAACUGCAGCCGGAUUGCAAGACAGUGGUGGUUAAGUAUACGGAGGAGGAGGCAGCUCACGUCGAGCUCAACCCCGUCAUUAUGAACGUCUGCGGCGAGGCCAUGCAGCAGCACUGCUCGGCGAUCCUUAAUAGCGGAAAGGACAAUGGUGACAUGAUGGACUGCCUUAUAGCGCACAAAAACGACGCAGAUCUGCGCAAGGAUCUACGCUGUCGGGCUGCCAUUGAGCACUUCCAGAUCAUCUCGCUUAAGAGCUUCCACUUCACUACAAAGUUCAAGGACGCGUGCCGUCCAUUUGUCCAGCGCUUCUGCUCUUCGAGUGCCACCAAAAACGAAGUGGUGGCUUGCCUCAGUGAGGUUAUGCGCAACGACACAAUCAAGGCGCAGCGUCACCAGAUCCCCAAGGAGUGCCGCCAUCAGGUCAAGGCCCAACUCUACCAGCAGCGCGAGAGCAUUCAAUUGGAUCCCAAGCUGGGUAACGCCUGUAAGCGUGAACUUGAGCAAUUUUGCGAGGAGGAAAAGGAGCCCGGUCAGGUGAAUGAAAAAGCUCUGGAGUGCCUUAUAAGGAAGACCCAUAGUUUAGGGAAGCCGUGUCAUCAUGCGAUCUUCAUGGUAAAGAAAUCAGAGUUGGGCGACAGCGGCACUGACUAUACGCUGCUCACCACGUGCAAAGAAAUGAUCUACAAGUUCUGCCCUAGCACGGAUUCGUCAAAACUAUUGGACUGCCUCAAGACGUACAAGGAUGACACGCAGUUCGACCAGCGGUGUCACCUGGUGGUGGUUAAUCGCAUGAUCGAGCAGAAUACGGAUUUCCGAUUCAAUCCCUCACUGCAAAGCGCCUGCGGAAAGAACAUUGAUAGGUUUUGCUCCAACAUUGUGGCCAGCGCCUUGCCUAAUGAGGAACUAAACGGAAAGGUGAUUCGAUGUCUGAAAGACAAGUUCCGUCAAUCUGCGCUGGACGAACCAUGUGCGCAGGAGAUGACCAAGAUCCUGCAGGAGCAGGCUCUGAACUACAAGUUGAAUCCUCUGCUGCAGGUAUUCUGCAAGUUGGAGAUCCAGGAACUGUGCAAGGCAAAUGUGGAUUCCGACGAGCACGGCCAGCUGGCGGAGUGCUUGAAGACGGCAUUCCUGCAGAAGCAGAUUAUAAACCGGGAGUGCCAGAUGGAGGUGGCCACUCUGAUCGCCGAAGCCAAGGCAGACAUUCACGUUGAUCCUAUCCUCGAAACGGCGUGUACGGUCGAUCUGCUGAGAUACUGUUCCAAAGUUGCAGCUGGCAAUGGACGCAAACUUAGUUGCCUCAAAACGCUAGUGAAGGAUACGCCAAACUCGUUGGAAGCGGACUGCCGAGAAAAGCUGCAGCGACGCAUCGAGAUGUUCAGGAACGCAGACGACACGUUGGCGCUGCCACCCGAGGAUGUGCAGCAGCUGGUGCAACAGGUCGUCGCCUCGCCGGCGCGGAAAUUCUUCCUUGUGAUACUAAUGAGCGCCACUGGCCUGGUAUUCCUCACUGGCAUCUUCCUGGGACGGGCCACCAAACGUGCAAUGGGCCUGAAGAAUAAAUAAUUCAAAUAUUAGACUGUAGUGCCGCUGUGUAGGCGGAGUGUGUAUGUUUGAGAGCUUGCUGUUUUCCAUUUCGGUCGACCCAUGACCCUAUUCCGAUCCCUAUAAGUAUACUUUGACUCCACCCUGCCUGCCUUUUGAUAUUUGUGUAAGCAAUUUGUGGCUUAGUCGUUUGUAAGACCAAAAAAUACACGAAAAGGAGAACACAAUAAAAUAUUCUAGUUCCAUUUUUAGGGUUCUUUGUGUUAUAGCUUUUUUGUAACAAUUUCACUUGUAUAUUAAAUCGUAUUUUUGUAAACAAAAAA
Molecule: messenger RNA, 4090 nt
Organism: Drosophila yakuba
Lineage: Eukaryota; Metazoa; Arthropoda; Insecta; Diptera; Drosophilidae
Gene: Glg1
Product: Golgi apparatus protein 1
Exons: 6
Coding region: 444-3788 (1114 amino acids)
Cellular component (GO): Golgi membrane
Molecular function (GO): fibroblast growth factor binding
Source: RefSeq, a predicted model, not a curated record